GUGCUCGCCGUUGCUACCGGUGACGGUAACGUGCGCGUUGGCCUUCUGAGCUGUCAGACAGACGCCGUGGCGCGCGGGUCCGGAGAGUCUGCGGGCUGAAGACGAGCACGUGUCUGGGCGUGCGUGUCACCGUCCCGGGACAUCAGGAAGCCCCCCCGUCCCCCCUCCCGGGCAUGUGGACCUGCGAUCUCCUUGAAUGACCUACAGGGCGGUCCACGGCACGCGCAGCGGGCGUCGGAUCACGGCGGCCGAACACCCCCGAGUUUGCAGCCCUCCGUGGGAGCGUGAGAAUAACCCGAGGUUGCGGGGCGACCCUGCAGCCCCCGAACCGGGACACCGACCCGAAACACGCGUGGGAGCAGGUCUGCCGGUCAGAAUCUGGAUCCGGGACACGAGCGGCUUCCUGCAGGUUCCGGGUCUGGCAUGAUGUACACCAUCAGCAGAGGUCCCAGCAAACUCGUUACCCAACGGAGGACAGGUCCCACGCAGCAGGUCGACAGCAAAUCCGGCGACUCGAAGAUCAAGCCGACGUCCUGGCUCGCGUCCAGCUCUCCAGCCCCAAAAAUAGUCUUCAACCGUCUGAAUGGGAGACGCCACAGUUGCGCGGUUCCUAAGAAGAGCCAGGGCGCCGCUGAGGGAUUCACGGCUGCACACGAGGAGAACGUCAGAUUCGUUCACGAAGUGUGGCAGGAGGUGGAACAGAAGCUGGAGGACAGAAGGGAGACGUCUGACCAUCACGGACCUGUUCAGUACACGGAGAAGACCCCCAGUGCUGUGAUGAAGAACUUUGUGCCUAUAGACCUGGAGGAGUGGUGGGCUCAGCGCUUCCUGGCCAACAUCGCCAACCUGUCCUGACGACAGGAAGCUGCACAGACGACUCACAGGAAGCUGCUCCGUCCUUCCGAAAGGAAGGACAGGUUUGGUCCCGGUCUCCAGGAUCCAAGAGCGUUUGAUGGCGAAGCGAGAUGUGGCUGCGUGACGGAGAACUGCCCCCCAAACCUGACUGUGGACUCUGAGCGCAGGGACUUCAGAGUGCGAGGAAUCGCUUGACCGCUGGGACGAGGAGCGGACAUUCUUCUAGUUUCCUAGCUUCAGCCUGAUGUGCAUCCUGGCUAAUGUUUGGAUAAAACACCAACAAGAGCAAAACAGUAAAAGGUUUUUUGUUAAACCCUC
Molecule: messenger RNA, 1173 nt
Organism: Oryzias latipes (Japanese medaka)
Lineage: Eukaryota; Metazoa; Chordata; Actinopteri; Beloniformes; Adrianichthyidae
Gene: mcrip2
Product: MAPK regulated corepressor interacting protein 2
Source: RefSeq, a predicted model, not a curated record